Menidia menidia (Atlantic silverside) is the source of this 2481-nucleotide messenger RNA. The record is from the annotation of a GenBank genome assembly. Lineage: Eukaryota; Metazoa; Chordata; Actinopteri; Atheriniformes; Atherinopsidae.
AUGUCUUCCCCGGGUGGGAGCCCCAUUGUUGGACUGUACGGGAUGCUGUGCGUCUGGGCAGCCGGGCUCCAGGACCCCGGGGCCCUGGCGGCCCCAAACCAAACCAUGUUUGAAGAUAUCUGCAAGAAAACCACCACUUGCGAGGCCCUUAAAUACAACACAUGCCUGGGGUCGCCGUUACCGUACACACACACGUCUCUGGUCCUGGCAGAGGACUCCAGCACCCAAGAAGAGGCUUUUGAGAAGCUGACCAUGUGGUCCGGUUUGCGGAAUGCCCCUCGCUGUUGGUCCGUCAUCCAGCCGCUGCUCUGCGCCAUCUACAUGCCUAAAUGUGAGAAUGGCCGAGUUGAGCUGCCCAGCAAGAGCCUGUGUAUGGCGACGCGCCGGCCCUGCAGCAUCGUGGAUCAGGAGAGAGGGUGGCCCAACUUCCUGAAAUGUGACAAAUUCCCCGUGGGCUGCUCGAACGAGGUGCAAAAGCUGAAGUUCAACAUGUCGGGCCAAUGCGAAGCUCCCCUGGUGAAGACGGACAUUCAGUCCAGUUGGUACAAGGACGUGGAGGGCUGUGGUAUCCAGUGUGACAACCCUUUAUUCACUGAGGAGGAGCACAGCGACAUGCAUGCCUACAUCGCAUACUUUGGCACCAUCACCCUCCUCUGCACCUUCUUCACCCUGGCCACAUUUCUUGCCGACUGGAAAAACUCCAACCGCUACCCGGCUGUCAUCCUCUUCUACAUCAAUGCCUGCUUCUUUGUGGGCAGCAUCGGCUGGCUCGCUCAGUUCCUGGACGGAGCCCGCGAAGAGAUCGUGUGCAAAAGCGACAACACCAUGCGUCUGGGGGAGCCCUCGUCCUCAGAAACCCUGUCGUGUGUCACGAUCUUCAUCAUCGUCUACUACUCUCUGAUGUCGGGUGUGAUUUGGUUCGUCAUGCUGACCUAUGCCUGGCACAUGUCCUUCAAAGCCCUGGGCACCACUCACCAGCCGCUGUUGGGCCGAACCUCCUACUUCCACAUGGUCACCUGGUCCAUCCCCUUUGUGCUUACUGUGGCUAUCUUAGCUAUUGCUGAGGUGGACGGGGACUCUGUGAGUGGGAUUUGUUUUGUGGGCUACAAGAACUACAGGUACCGUGCUGGAUUUGUACUGGCGCCCAUUGGAGUGGUGCUUGUUGUUGGUGGCUACUUCCUCAUUCGGGGUGUAAUGACAUUGUUUUCCAUCAAGAGCAACCACCCAGGACUGCUGAGUGAAAAAGCAGCAAGCAAAAUCAAUGAGACAAUGCUGAGACUUGGUAUAUUUGGAUUCCUCGCCUUCGGUUUUGUUUUAAUCACCUUCGGCUGCCACUUUUAUGACUUCUUUAACCAGGCUGAAUGGGAGAGGAGCUUCAGAGAAUAUGUACUGUGCGAAGCCAAUGUGAAAAUUGCCUCUCAGACAAACAAGCCCAUCCCAGAAUGCACCAUUAAGAACCGGCCCAGCCUGAUGGUGGAGAAGAUUAAUCUGUUCUCCAUGUUUGGGACUGGAAUUGCCAUGAGCACCUGGGUCUGGACCAAAGCCACCAUUCUCAUCUGGAAACGCACGUGGUGCAAGAUCAUCGGCCGCAAUGACAAUGAACCCAAGAGGAUAAAGAAGAGCAAGAUGAUUGCAAAAGCAUUUGCGAUGAGGAAGGAGCUUCAUAAGGACCCGGAAAAGGAGCUCUCCUUCAGCAUGCACACUGUGUCCCAUGAUGGGCCAGUAGCUGGAAUUAAUUUUGAACUAAAUGAGCCGUCCAAUGACAUGUCAUCAGCAUGGGCUCAGCAUGUGACCAAGAUGGUGGCCAGGAGAGGUGCCAUCCUUCCUCAGGACAUAUCGGUCACUCCCACUGGUACACCAGUGCCACCUCCAGAGGAGAGAAACAGGCUGUGGAUGGUAGAGGCCGAAAUUUCUCCGGAGAUGAUAAAGAGGAAAAAGAAGAAGAAGAGGAGAAAGGAAGUGCGUCCGGCCGAGGAGGUGGUGGAGCACCAGAUGUACCGGCAGCGUGAGUUUGGCCGCAGCUCGGUCCCCAGGCUACCCAAACUGCCGUGUCACCCGAGUCUGGUGGCCAACCUGCACGAGCAGCAGAGGCAGCUGCAGAGCAUGGAGGAGGAGGUCCUGCCCGGCUCUUUCCCAGAAGUCCCACCCCCAAACCGCCUCUCCUGUGAGGACAGGUGCUCCUACAGGUAUUGCAAUGGCAGCCAGAACAGAUACAGCAGCGGCCUGCAGUCCAGAGCCCUGACCGGCGCUGACCCCCCGGAGGACCUGGGUCUGGGGCCCCGCUGCCGGCCCUCAGCCUCCAGCUGGCAGCCCCCGGGGUCCACGCUCUACCCAGGAGAGAUGGAUUUCGCCGGCGGGAUGUCAGAGAGGAUGGCUCACGUGGCUCGGGUACCAGUAGGCCGACGGACCGGCUACGGACCCAUCCACUCCAGGACCAAUCUAAUGGAGGCGGAGCUUAUGGACGCAGAUUCAGACUUCUAA